Moneuplotes crassus is the source of this 558-nucleotide messenger RNA. NCBI's taxonomy places the organism in Eukaryota, Ciliophora, Spirotrichea, Euplotida, Euplotidae. The record is from the annotation of a GenBank genome assembly.
AUGGAGAGGUUUAAAAAGCUAGAAGCACUUGGGGAUGGUUCAUUCGGCCUUGUCUUUAAGGCUGAAGACUGACAAACAGGUGAAAUAGUGGCUGUAAAAAAGUUCAAAAAGAAGUACUCCCAAUGGGAAGAAUGCAUGAAAGAUCCUGAAGUAAAAACCCUUCUACAAUUAGUACAUCCCAAUAUUGUCAAACUUAAAGAGGUCAUAAGACAGAGUGACUUCAUGUUCAUGAUAUUUGAGUACAUGGAUAAAGACCUGGGGAGACUCAUGGGUGAACGGAUGGCAACCCCCUUCUCUGAACAAGAGAUAAAGACCAUUAUGCUCCAGUUACUAAAAGCAGUUAAUUAUAUUCAUGAGAAUAAAUACUUUCAUCGAGACUUAAAGCCUGAAAACAUUCUUGUUCAUGGAGAUACGUUUAAAAUAUCAGACUUUGGUCUAAUCAGGUAAGAUCUCAAGCUUUUCUCCCAAGACUGAAUAUGUCAGCACUAGGUGGUACAGAGCCCCUGAAUGAGUACUCAGAUCGAGGAAUUAUAGUCAAGAAGUUGAUAUCUUUGCACU